This is a messenger RNA of Aegilops tauschii subsp. strangulata, 1706 nucleotides long. The record is from RefSeq and is a predicted model, not a curated record. NCBI's taxonomy places the organism in Eukaryota, Viridiplantae, Streptophyta, Magnoliopsida, Poales, Poaceae.
AUGGUCGUGGCGGCGAGGCGCGGGCGUGGCGGAGCUGGCAAUUUCUUCCUCGUCCUUGAUCUUCUCGUAGAUUUCGUCGUCACCGUGCAGUCUGGACGAUUGCGGGCGUUUUCAGGCAAACUACGGGGCUGCGAAGAAGCCGAUCAGCACGGCGAAGUCGCCGACGUCGCCGCCGUCCUCGUCGUCGUCGUCGGCCUUCUCCUUCUUGAUGGCGCGGCCGCCACUGCUGGACCCCUGCCCGCCGUCUCCAUGGUGGACAGGCGGUGGCGGCGCAUCGUCGUCGUCGUCGCUGCCGUCGAGGACGACGAUGCCUCCCUCGUCCCGGCCACGGCGGCGAGCUUCGAACCGUGCGAAGGCGGCGCACUGGCGCUCCCUCUCCAAGUGCACCCAGUCGUCGCGCGCCCAUUUGAGGGCCGCUUCAUCGUCGAGCGCCUCCUCCUUGACGGGCUCCGUCUUCACGACGGGGAGCCCCGGCUCCGACUUGAUGGCGGCGAGGCCCGGCUCCGUCUUGGGCUUGACAAAACACGGAGGAGCCGAGGAGGUGGCACGCCGGCCGCCCUCGUUGAUGACGAUGCCGGCGCUGCGGGUGCGCCAGCCGAGCGGCGUCUCCGCGGCGGGCUCUGCCUUGACGCCGAAGAGCGCCGGCGAGCCGGAAGAGUGGGAGGAGGAGUGGGAGGAGGAGGAGGCGGCGAAUCUCCUGGGCACCCACGGCCCGGUGCUCCGGCGAGGGGCCGGCACGGCCACCGUGGCUGGGUAUGCCAGCGGCGGGUUAUUGCCGCCCUCGAGGUGCACGGCAAAAACGCCUGGGAAGGGACUCUUGGGCCGCGGCUGGAGAUGCUCUUACUUCUCUUGUUCCAUCCCUCUUUCUCAUCCCUGUGCUUCCACCGAUAUUCAGCUCUGGAUGUGAAGCCUCCAAAGUCACUGGCGCCCCCCGUUCCCCCGGAGUCGUCGGCGCACGCCCUGGCCAUGGCGCGGUCGCGGCAAACCUUGAGCUGGAUCCGCUCCUCGUACAGCUUGCACGCCAGCGUCCACUUGUACUCCUUCCCCUUGGAGGGCGACCCCUCGCCGGCGCCGUCGACCAGGUUCUCCGACGAGGUCCGCGUGUGCACGCGCCGCGCGAUGGACGUCGACAUCAAGGGUCUCUCCCUCCCGUCCACGUCGUCGACCUCCGGCUUUUCCUGCGGCUCUGACGCAGGCUGCUGCACAUCCUCUUGGUGGUCUUGUCCGUCAGCUUGCAGGUCUUCGCUGCAUUAUUCGGCCACCUUCGACUCCACCAAUGCUUUCGGUCAGAUUCUUCUCGAGGAAGACGAACAUGGCAACACUCCAAUCUCUUUUCCUCAACCGCAUGUCCGCAUCAGUACUGAAUGUGAUGCCAAGUCCCUGAAACACCGUUCCAGACCACCAGAUCCGGAGUGCCGCCGCUGGAUCCUGUCCCAAUCACGCCUGCAGUCAAGAACCGGGACAGCGUCGUGCGCCCUUCCCCGUCUCCAACGCUCCAGUGCCCACGCCGUCGAUGCUGUCGUCAUUUCAGCAUCAUUCGAAUGUGUGUGGAUUUGGUCACUUCAUUGCCUUCCCAUCGUGUUUAUCGUGUUGGGUUAACAACAGAGUGUGCGUGCGUGAUGGCUGGAUGUACCAUGUACGGGCAGAAACUCUGUUGAGGGGACCGCGAGUUGAAUACUAAACAAUGCAAGGUCUUUUCUGUAAAA